GAUUUGCUAGUUUUUGCUACUCGGACUAAUGUUACUGUCUCCAGUUUGAUGCUAGCGCAAUGGACUCAACAUUUAAAACUGUUUCACACUUUUCUGGACUCUAAAGUGGUCAGUCAUGUCGGUUCCCAUGGAAACGCAGCUUCAAAGUAUAUUCGAGGAUGUGGUGAAGACAGAGGUCAUCGAGGAGGCUUUUGCAGGGAUGUUCAUGGACACGCCGGAAGAUGAGCGGACCAAACUGAUCAGCUGUUUAGGAGCUUUCCGGCAGUACUGGGGCUCGCUCCCUCAGGACUCCCAUGAGCAGUGUGUGCAGUGGAUCGUACGCUUCAUACACAGCCAGCACAGCCCCAGGCGCAUCUCCUUCCUCUAUGACUGUUUAGCCAUGGCUGUGGAGACCAGCCUGCUGCCUCCCAAGUACACACACACACACACACACACACAGAUAGAUCUUUAGAUCUUUCUUACAGCAAUGUUACGUUUAUAUUAUGAUAGUUCCGUGAAGACAGUAGAACAGGUUAGUGUUAAUGUUCUCGUUCUGACUCAUUAGUGUUUCCAUAGCAACAGGUCAUUCACAGGGACGUGACCGGCGAAGAUGUUUCACAUUUAUGGACGAAGUCUUCACUGUCUGUCAGUAGGGCACUCUAAAUCCUUUAGUGUAGCACACAGUAGGGUAGGAGAAAAACAUACAUUCAUUUAAGUGCGUUGAAACUAAAUAAAUCAGAGCGUGAACUGAGAUCAUUCCAUCUUCCAGUAUUCCAGGGUAGUGCUGUUUUAAAUUUUCUCACUAAAUUCUCUCACUACAACUAGAAGGUUCUCAAUCAAAUGUGACUUUUUUUUUCUAACAUUAACGUUUGUAAGAUACCUGAAAUUAAUUCGUAGGAUUUAGAGCAGAUGUGUCUAAUAAAUACUCCAUCAUGGUCCAACCUGCGUUAAAUAUUAAAGAAGCACUCCCAUAGCGUUCCCAUAGUGUCAGCCAUGACGCAGUGUCAGUCAGGUAUCUUGAAAGGUUGAUCUAUUCAUGAUAAUAGACUUGACUUGAGCUUGACCUACUGGACUACUAUUACUUAAUUCAAGAUGAAGUGUUAGAACUUAUGUUUCAUACUCUUGGACUGUUUGGUUUUGGAGAAAACUGAAGUUACUUAACUAAGGUUAAGUUACUUUAUGAAGACACUAAUAGUCUAACAGUAACAGUCUUGUUACUACAGGAUUCAUCGCAAAAAUUCUCAAUUAAUAAAGGAAUAAAUCAAUGUUGUCUAUCUCACCCCUGUUCUUUAUUAUUAUAAAAACAAAGAAAAAAACACAUUACAUUAGAAAAGGAAUUAUAGUCAUGGAUUAUGAAGUCUGUAAAGCCAUUAAAGGAACUAUUAAAAAUGAAAAACCUUUUAGUUUCAUAUACCAAAUUCAAUUUUUAUGAAACUAGGAGGUAUCAGCUUUCUCCUUAGAUGUGACUAUGACCUUAAAACUAAACUCCCUGUUAAUUUACCUGCAUUCCAUCAACAGCUUUUACUUUAUUGGAAAUGAAGAUUAAUAUAAUCUUAUUUAUCCAUCCAAAGAAUUUUUUAAGAUGCUCUUUUGGUGUAGACUGUAACAGCUGGACAUUCUAUGAUGAACAGAUUGACACAAAUCAUUUAUUUUAUUAGAGUAAAUUUGCCUGUGCAUUUUGAGAAGAUUAGCAUUACUAAUUAUUCUGGAAUGUAAAAAUCUUUGUGAUAUUGCAAGAGAAAAUGUGAUCUUUGGCAUUUCUGUAAAAGCUAGAACACAUGACUUGGCAAUGAAUGUAAUAACUAUUCUUGAAAAGUUAUUUUUUCCACAAGAACAGAUUUCUGAAAAUGAAACCAAUCUUGUGUAUAUUUCAUAAAGAGUUAUAUCAGCACUUUUCAUCUGUGUAAUGAAUGGAGAAGAGGAAUGUCUGAGGAACUUGAACCUGCUGAGCAUCGCUUGCCAAGUUUUCUUUUUGUUGUUAUUGUUUGUGUGAUUUCUUUAAAUGGCUCGUCUGUUGCAUUGGAUUCAGGCUUUUUUUUUUGUUUGGUUAAUUUAUUUAAUUUUAAUGUAAUUUUUUCUGUUUAAUUAAAAACAAAUAAUAAAAAAUUAUUAAAGUUG
This is a messenger RNA of Hemibagrus wyckioides, 2097 nucleotides long. Its product is annotated as mediator of RNA polymerase II transcription subunit 23-like. NCBI's taxonomy places the organism in Eukaryota, Metazoa, Chordata, Actinopteri, Siluriformes, Bagridae. The coding region runs from base 116 to 451 and encodes 111 amino acids. Gene Ontology annotation, cellular component: mediator complex; transcription regulator complex. Gene Ontology annotation, biological process: positive regulation of gene expression; regulation of transcription by RNA polymerase II. The record is from RefSeq and is a predicted model, not a curated record. The transcript is spliced from 4 exons.